Letharia lupina is the source of this 1593-nucleotide messenger RNA. RefSeq lists its product as uncharacterized. The record is from RefSeq and is a predicted model, not a curated record. The transcript has a single exon. The coding region runs from base 1 to 1593 and encodes 530 amino acids. NCBI's taxonomy places the organism in Eukaryota, Fungi, Ascomycota, Lecanoromycetes, Lecanorales, Parmeliaceae.
AUGCCUCCGGCGGCGAAAAGAAGAAAGACCUUGGCAACUACGACACGUUCAUUGACUGCUCCUGCCGCUCAGCGAGGAAUCCAGGCUUUUGGCAAGAUCUCCAAGUCGCAAGUACAAGAUCCUGGGCAAGGCCACUUGAGCAAGGACAGCACUGCAAAACAUAGCAAGGACGCUCUCAGCGGCCAAAAUAGCAAGAAGCGGAAGCUGGGAUCCAUAUGGAGUCCUGCGCACAAGGAGGAAGGCGAGAAAGCGUCGAGCCUGAGCGAGCAGGCACCACCCAUAGAUGGCAGCAGCAGCAGAGAGGUGGAAAGAUCGGCUGAUCCACCAACGUCAACCUCAACUCAGACAAGUGAUCCUCGAAAGAAGGCGCUUUUACCAUCAAUUCACGUAGAAACCCCAACAAAAGGCGCUCGCUCGUGUGUCGAAUCCCUUGCUCUUGCUUCGUCUUCGCCCUCGAAUCCAAGCUCUUCAUCACGCACAACAUACCAUGAGACACCACCUUCAUCUCCAGCUUCUGCAGAGAGCGAAUCACUUGAACAUCACGCUUCGCACCAACUGCCAGAUGAGUUGCAUGACCUCGUCAACCUGCACUCCUCGUUCCUCACCGCCCUAUCUCUCCACUAUGCGCACAAUGGAUCCAUGACCCCUGCGGAUCUACGCAAUCUUGCACCUGGGAUUGAAAGAGCGUGGAGGAAGAGAAGAGUAUCUCCGCAAGAUGUGAGGAGGAUACUGGCCAUAGGGGAGCCUGAAGGGGCCGAUGGGCCCAAAAGAGCAGGGCCAUUUUAUCUGUCAGACUACGGUCAUGGCAAUAUUUGUGUCGAGAUCCAAGACCAUCCGAACUCAGGGACGACUACAAGGCGACCGGUCAACGAAGAAGUCCUAAAUAGAGUCUUUUUACGCGAUCUUGAGCAGCGUUGGAGGUGCUACAAGACUGAUAACCCGGCUGACCCUUCUCCUUCAAGUUUCCUUGCAUCACUCGCCUUGUUACCGAUCAUUCCAUGCACUUCUCUCUCGAAGAUCACCCCUCUCCUCUCCAAAGGACAACGGCGCCUUGAAGACCUCAAAGCUGGCGCCAUCAAAGCCCAGCAAAACCCGCUAUCUAUUACGUCUGCAAAUUCCACGACUCCUUAUCAGCCAAAAACAAAGCAAACUUCUGCUCGAUCCACAGACCUUUUCUCGCGACUCAAAGCCAAGCAACUCCACCAGUCUACCCUCCCUCUACCUCCCUCUGCAGAGGCUUUGGCUCGAAAAUCUGCACUCCAACGCCUGCACGAAAUCAUGCCUGUGCUAGAAAGUCUCUCCUUUUCCUCAAAGAAACACGCCAAUGAUGAUGCAGCCGCAGUCGGGGUUAGGUCGAUGGCAUUCCCUGUUUCUUUCACGAUACCAACGCUGGUACAGCAUCUGCAAAUGUCAUUGCGAAAUCCGAUCGGCAAGGAGGACAUAAUCAGGUGUGUAAGAGUGUUAGCGGAGGUGGCUCCGGAGUGGGUGGCGUUGAAGGACGUGGGAAGGAUGCUUGGUGUGACAAUCAAAGGAGGGGGGUUGAGAAAGGACGAAAUAGGGAGGAAGAUUGAAAGCCUCCUUGAGAAGCUGUAA